Molecule: messenger RNA, 1065 nt
Organism: Cyclopterus lumpus (lumpfish)
Lineage: Eukaryota; Metazoa; Chordata; Actinopteri; Perciformes; Cyclopteridae
Gene: ran
Product: RAN, member RAS oncogene family
Exons: 7
Coding region: 279-926 (215 amino acids)
Biological process (GO): ribosomal subunit export from nucleus; protein import into nucleus
Cellular component (GO): cytoplasm; nucleus
Molecular function (GO): GTP binding; GTPase activity
Source: RefSeq, a predicted model, not a curated record
AACGUUAAGUGUCUUGUUAAGAUUAACUGUUAGCUGACCUGCUGAAUCAUGGUCUGUGAAAUGCUCGUUUCUCAUAGGUUUUUACCGCUGCGGUGAUCACAUGAUAUGGGCGGAAACUGACUCAUACGCCACGCUGAAUCUCCCGCGAACGCAGCCAUUUACCUCUUUUCUCUCUUAGUAGUUACACCGGUUUUGUGGGUCUCUACAUUUUCCUCAGAACAGGCCAUCCGAUUCUUCCUAGUUUGUUUUUCGGGUAAAUCGCAACCACGGCGGACUCAAUGGCACAGUGUGCACCGGUGGCGGUGUUUAAGCUUGUUUUGGUGGGAGAUGGAGGCACCGGGAAAACAACCUUUGUGAAGAGGCACAUUACAGGAGAGUUUGAGAAGAAAUAUGUUGCUACGCUGGGAGUAGAGGUGCACCCGCUGAUGUUCCACACCAACAGAGGAGCCAUCAAGUACAAUGUGUGGGAUACAGCUGGUCAGGAGAAGUUUGGAGGCCUGAGAGAUGGAUACUACAUUCAAGCUCAGUGCGCUAUCAUCAUGUUCGACGUCACCUCUCGCGUUACCUAUAAGAAUGUGCCCAACUGGCAUCGUGACUUGGUCCGUGUCUGCGAGAACAUUCCCAUUGUCCUUUGCGGCAACAAGGUGGAUAUCAAAGACAGGAAAGUCAAAGCCAAGGCCAUUGUGUUUCAUCGCAAGAAGAACCUGCAGUACUACGAUAUUUCUGCCAAGAGUAACUACAACUUUGAGAAGCCCUUCCUGUGGCUAGCAAGGAAGUUAAUUGGUGACCCCAACCUGGAGUUUGUGGCAAUGCCUGCCCUUGCUCCCCCAGAAGUCCAAAUGGACCCCAACCUUGCUGCAAAGUAUGAGGAAGAGCUUCAUGUUGCAUCACAAACAGCGCUCCCAGAUGAAGAAGAUGACCUCUAACCUGUUACCUCAAUGUUCCCCCUAUCUCACCCCAAAUGUUGACAGGAAGUUGUUGGAGUUUUGCCCCUUACUGUAAAAUCCCUUUUCAGAUUUUUUAUUUUUGAAUUUUUUUUGUUUGUUUUAAAACUAAGAAAAAAAA